CAGGGGGGAGGCGGUGCGAGCAGGGGGAGGCGGUGUGAGCAGGGAGAGGCGGUGUGAGAUCCCGGCUCUGCCCGUUCAGGUGUGAGUGGCAUCUGUGAAAACGGUAUUUUAGGCAGAUGUGGAUGGCUCAGCUUUGACGUGUUCUGCCUUUGUUGUCCCUCAACUCUGGGACCUCGUGGAAGCAGAGGGAGAACGUAGCCCCCUCACGUGACAGCGCGACCAUUGCUCAGUCCGUUACAAGACGCGGGAUAUUCAUGCAGAUCAAAAGCUUCGCGUCCUGUAAACCACUUUCUGGUGAGGACUUUUCAUGCACUGCAUUUGAACUUGUGUGGACAUACAGGCCGAGGUGACUCUGCAACCCACCCUGCCGUGCUGUGAGGGACACUGGCCUUGGGUGAUGACAGCGAGCAGUGACACCCGCUCAGUGCCCGGGGGCCUGCACAGCCACCUGGCAGGUUACAUCACACAGCUGUGUCUCAGAUACUCAGGGACCAGGAACCGGACCCCAGAAUUCACCCAAGACUGGUGGAAAUGAGCACACUGUCCCUGUGAUCAAAAGUUUGAAUGUCACGUUUGGUUCAAGGGGACUGAUUCCCCGUAGAGAACUUUGUAAACACACACCCACGUAAGAGCAUAGAUACGAGCUUACUUCCGUGCGGUGGAAACGCUGACUUUCUGCUUACAAUUUCCUUUCGGAAUUACCAACCUAGUCAAGGUUCAUGGAACAAAACAUGAGAGUAGAUUAUCAUAAGCACCCCCGUGGCUAAUUUAGGAUUUUCAUACAUAAAUCUUCAGAAGUACUUAGGGGAGUUUUGCUGUUUCUUCAGUUGGACACCCUGUGGCAUCGGAUGGUAUCUGACGAUAGGAUCGUGAUAAACGGUCUUGAGAUGGUUUCCAGAAAAGAAAAUAAACCAAAACGAAAAGUGUAUUCGUGUGCCCUUCACUGAAACAACAUAUAUCUAAGAAGAGUUAGAGCAGCAGGUGAGCUGAAGAGGGCUCACCUGAGGCCGUCUGUGUAAAUGGUAUCUUGGAAUGUCUUUUUCUCCCCGUGUGUCUGGCCGGACAUCGCUGUUUCUUAAUCUGAAUAACCACGUCUCGUUGCCUGAGUUUUUUAAAGCAUUCCCCUGAACGUUUCUUAACCUGAAGAGUUUUCAAGUUAUUUUUAUCCUUCAACACUAGCAGCAGCUAACACGGGCUGGUACCAGGCUGGCACCGUGUCGGCACUUUCUCGGUGCUGGACGCUGCUUGUGAAAAGCAGACAUUGUUGAAGAACCCCCGUCUCCGCGGUGCCAGACAUUUGACGGCAUUGUUCCUUGGCUCCCAGGGACAGAAAGUGCUGCUGAACAGAUCUGCAACUGUCCCCAAGAAGAGACCUAAAAAUAACUCUCUCAUUUACUAAAAUGUAAAUGUAUCGAUUAUUUGUUGACACUGGGAGCCGUGGGCGAUGCCGUCCUGUUUCUGACCCGUCCUGGGUAAGGCGUGACCAAAGUAUUCUCUGAAUACUUACGAAGUAGCAUUAAUGUUUCGAGGUGCGACGGUCAAGCUUGAAAUUGUUUCAGCUGAGAGAAGGGAGGCCGGUCAAAACAGUUAAGUCACGGACCCCUGUUUCCUCUUCGUCUGGUCACAGCACACGCCCCCCGUAAGGCGGUCUGGUGCCAGUGUCCGAUCUUCUCGGAAGACCAAGGACACAGUUUCUGGAACCUGUGUCUUUGGCUGAAAGCAUGAGAAAGCUUGCCACUUUCCGUGCACCUGCUCUCUGCUCCCUUCAAUCCGGAACACCCGCAGCUAUGCAGUCAGCAAGCAAAAGUUCCAAAAAGAUCUCAGAGGCUGUAGACGCUGGCACCUCUUUCCAUUUCGUCGUGAAUGGUGCUUCUUCACGUCCACACUGGAGAGCUCCAAGUUUGACUUCUGUUGUGCUGUGAUUCGUAGGAAUGGCUCAGCUUUUACCUGGUUUCAAAUAGAUAAACUCCACUGCAGUCCUCACUUCCGUUUUCUACAGGCCUUUAUCGGUAAUUUUUCCAAAAUAAGCAGUCGUGUGUCAUCUGAUGAGUUAGCGAACAAACUUCAGAAUUGUAAAGGAGGGAAGGGGCGCCUGGGGGCCUCAGUCGGUUAAGCGUCUGACUCUUAAUUUCAGCUUAGGUUGUGAUCAUGGGAUCCCAUGGGAUCAUGGGAUUUCAGCUCAGGUCAUGGGAUCGAGCCCUGUGUCGGGUUCCAAGCUGAGCGAGGAGCCUAUUUAAGAUUCUCUGUCUCCUUCUCUGCCCUCCUCUCUCUCUCUCUCUCUCCCCCCCUCUCUUUCUCUCUAAAUUAAAAUUUAAAGAAUUUUUAAGAUAAUGAAUCAUAAAAUAAUCAUCAUUAAUUUUACUCAUUACGUGAAAACCAAAUGCAUUUUUAUCACCACCUUAUGGGUCAAGCCACAACACUUCCACAGCGCAAGGAACACCUUCCCAUGCGUCCUGGCACUGAGUGCAAAAAAAGAGUUACGUAGAUUCUUGGACUCUGGGGCUCACAGUUUGCUGACUUCUCCUGAAGUUGUGUGAUGUGUAACUGUCCGUUUUGUAUCCUAUGGAGGCCGCAUGGCUAAUUAGUCCUGUUCUUAGAGCUGAAAAUUAGAUUAUAGAUGACAGGGGUCAAUAAGCUUUCUCUGUAAAGGGGCAGGCAGUAAAUGUUUUAGGCCAGAUGGUCCGUUUGGUGCUUACUCAACUCUGUUUUUGGAGCAUGGAAGCGAACACAGAUGCUUUUGUCAGUAAAUGAGCAAGGCUGCGUUCCAAUAAAACUUUAUUUAUGGACACCGACAUUUGAAUUUUAUAUACUUUCCAUGUGUCAUGAAAUACUAUUUUUUUCCUUCUAAACUAUUUAAGAAAGUAACAAAAAAAAAUUGUCGGCUUGCAAGCUGUACAAGAAAGGAGACGGGCCAGAUUUGGCCGUGGGUGUAGUUUGCAGACAACUUUUGCGUCACUGAUGAUGCAAAUGGCCUGCUAACCAGUAAAGUCGUGAUGAUUUCUGCUCAGUUCAGAAUAGGAAUGAAGCACUGUGCCUAUAGCCAGUCAGAACAUUUCCUGUGCUUGAAAAACAGUCCACGAAGUAACUGACGAAGGAUUCCUUCAUUAAGCAAGUGCUGUAUGCACACACGUGCUGGUGUGCGUGUGUCCGUGCACACAGCCGCACAGAUGUCGUGUGCAUGCAUGCACCCAUGCAUGGCAGCACUCCCAGGCCCUUCCAGGCCUUUCUGGGCCCUGUGGAGGUGGGACUACAGGGAGACUGAACAGAGGCGUCACACAUCCGGGACAGUAUGUCCGUCUAAUUCCCAGGACACGUUACGAAGCAGCGUGAAAAACCACACGAUAUGGUAGCAGAAAGCUCGGGUUGGCAUUUCUCCUCGCUGGGUGCUGGCGGGUAAGACCGCCCAAGCAUGACUGCGUCACGUGUAAAAUUGGGGCGGUGACGUACGUUCUUUGUGGAGAUGUGUCCGAGCGUCUGUAACCCCCAGGUCCCCUCGUGCCGGUUCUUAGAGAGGCCACUGCCACGCUUCGGAGCUGUUGGUUCCGAACCUGCCCUCCGUGCUGUGACGUGUUUUCAGGCUCUUGUCCUUUCAGCUGCUGCUGUUCCCGUUUCCUUUCAUCUAAGAUUUCUGACUCCAGCUCUUAAUUCCCAUGCGGAUCGAUUAAUCCUUCAGCGGAUCGAUCUAUUGGGUGAUUCACUGAAAGGCCUCCUGCCAGUGCUAACUGGCCUAAAUUAUUGGCCCUGGUACGGACCGAAGCCCUCGUGCGCGGGGAGGGUUUUUAAACGUUUAAUUUGCUCGCCGUCUUCCGGAGGGAUUAUCGAUCACCUUACUACUCCCUGCUGUGGCUUCGAAUUUGUGUGGAAAUACCCUCCAAGUGCAACAGUGUUUUAUUUCAGAAUCGUGUCUUUCUGUAAUUGGUUCACAUGCCCUGACUCAGGGGGUCAGUUGGAUGGACCCCCCCCCCCCGUCCCCCUGCACCCUGCCUGGGGCCACGUCCCCUCUGUCACCAGCGCGUGCUCUGUGCCUGCCCUCACCAAGCAUCAGCGUGGCUCCCGGAACCUGAUGUGCACGGAGCAACCUCCCCCCACCGCCGAGAGGCCGUCCACCCCUCAGGGAACAGACGCUCCCCCGGUGAAGCCCACCGGCAUCCGCUCCCCCAUCCCGUUCACUGACCUUCAGCCAGGACUGUUGGGAGCAGCCCUCCAGCGGUCUCUCUGUGCCUCUGGCCAGUCUCUCCAGAAGCUGGACACACUCCUGACAACAGGGCAUCACGGGAGAAGGAUAUCCGAGUGCUUGGUCAGCCAGUGCUCGGAAACAGGAGGCCUGAUGUGGAGCGAGCCUCCCUGGUCUGUCAGUUUGUCCCAAGAGAUGACGUCCCUAUUCUGCCCGCUGGAUCAGCAGGCAGUCAGAUGGACGGGAGGGUGCGGGCUGCUCGGGACCCGAGGGCAGGCCAGGCAGAGGGCAGGGGUCGGCUGCCAGAGCCGGAUGGCCUGAGCCUCCUCCUGGGACCCAGGGAGAGCGUUUGGAAGUAGGGAAAGAAAGCUGGAAGGAAGAUGGUCGCACAGGCCCCAAGGUCAGCGAGGCCUGCAGGACAGACAGCUUCCGCCCGAGAAGGUGGCGUCCUCCGACGGGAGAGGGGCCCCCGUGGGUUCCUGAGGGUGCCCGAGAAUGCACGUACACAGGGGCCUGAGCGGAGGGUGGGCGCUGGGAGGGCGUGGGAGACCGGAAGGAGCCGGUAGAGCCGGUGUGGCCCGGAUCGGUUCUCCAGGCACCCCCACACUAGGAAGGGAAACAGACCUGUGUUCAAGUCACAGCAUUGGCUUUCCAGCAAAAGUCCUUUAGCGGCAUGGUGGCGUCAACGUGACCCGGCACACCUAGUCUCCCCAGCACACGCGUGCCCAUGCACACACACGCACGCACACAUGUACACUCGUGCACACGCUCGCGUGCAUGCACAUGCACGUGUACACAUGUGCACACAUGUUGCAUUUACAGGCACACGAGCACAUAUACGCAUGCACACGUCUACAUGUGCACAUAACACACACAUGCGCGUAUGUGCAUGCACACACAUACACACAUGCAUACUGUUACAUGCACACAUGCACACACAUGCACACAUACAUAUGCUUACAUGUACACAUAUGUGCAUGUACUUACAUGUGUGCACAAAUGCACAGGCAUGCACACAUGUACACUCACACGGUCACAUGUAUGUACACGUAUGUAUACGCGUGUGUGCACUAACAUGCACACAUGUGCGUAUACACAUACACGCGUGUACACAUACAUGUGCACACAGCGCACACUUGCACAUAUAUGCAUGCGCACACAUCCACACCCAUGCACACAUGCAUACUCUUACGUGCACGCAUGCACUUACAUGUACACAUAUGUGUGCAUGCACUUAACAUGCACACACUCACAUGUGUGCACAAAUGCACAGGCAUGCACACACAUGCAUGCACACACACAAGAGGAGCAGAGGAAUCAGGAGCAGCAGAAAGGCACUGUCACCAAGCUCCGCACAAUGCACACACCAUUACAGGUGUUGCGUGUCCCUCCCUGCCCUCCAUCUUCUCCCAGCAGGUGACUGUCUUUCCCACAGUCCUACAGAGAGGAAGUCUGAGGCAGCGCCCAGAUGGUACCUGCUCCAAAGGCUCCUUACAGUAGGAAGUCACCUCCCCUCCAACCUUCUUUGACCGCUGCACACGGCACUGGGAGACUCUGACAGCACAGGGGCCCCCCUGCCCCCCUGCAGUCGUCCUGCCACGUGGCCUCUGAGAAGAGACCCCUCCUCUGCUUUUGCAGCAUUUUCUUCCCUUCUUAAUAGUCACUGUGGCGGGGGCUGCAUGCAGACUCAGUCUCGUUCCUGGUGCACGAUGGCCACCGCCAGCAAAGGCCAUGCACUUGGCUUUCCUGCUUUGGCCUGAUGUGUACCUGCUCCCCCCAACACCGCCCCCAUGGGUGCCCCUCACACACAUUUGCUGUAAAUGCGUGAGCAUACACGCAGGGGGGUCAAGGUGUGGGGCGUGUGUUUGAGCUUUCCUCUGUGGUACUUCUUCUCCCACAAAGGAAGCAAGCACCUGUUCACAUCUCCUGGCCCCCGAGGAGGACUGGGAGCAGGGGGUGGGGGGCCUGACUGCCCCGAGCCAGGACGAGGGCUCCUUAACUUGUUGACGUGCCCCGGAAAGGGCUCCCGGCCCCCGAGAGACCCUGAGCCGCCCCUGGAUCUCCAUCUCAAGCCUGUGCCGAGUUGGCCGUCUUGAGGGUGCGCUGGGCAGCCUGGGGUGGCCCCGUGGCUGGUGGGGAAGGUGGCAGCCUGAGCUCUGGGCGUGGAGCGCCUGCCCACGACAUUUCCAACCCAGCUACUCUGUGCGGCGUUUCAGGGUGUGAUAACGCACAUCAGAUGACAUUGUGAUUUUCACACAAGUCAGCCGUGAGGUCACAGACCCGGCUGGGAGAUCUCAGACCUGCCCAGGAUUGCAACAGGGACAAGGGCUGAAUGGGGUCAAAGUGAAGGAAGUGACCUGAGCACAGGUUGGGGCCAGCAGGAAGGGCUCGGACCACGGGCUGCUACUUUGCAGCUGUUGACAGUCGUGACCCAGGGCCAGACGGCUUCUCCCGAGGAAAGGUUACUAUCCUGGCUGAAGGCGUCAGCACAGAGCUUGAGUGUGAUGCCCGCUGAGCUCUGGAAAGCCACUGUUGAACUUGUGUUUGGGCUAAAGGUAAACCAAGACGGUUUAAAGGUGAUGUUUAAGGUGCAUGAUGCUGUUUUCGUGUUCUGAGGAUGUUUCCACUUUUCUUCACUGUUUGCUGCACUGACUGUAGCUCGUCGAAGCCUGGAGUCUUGUUACCUUCUUGUUUGUUUUCUGAGGCCAAAUUUUGGGGGAGAAGGAGAAGUACGGAAAGCUGGAAGGGAUUGGCCCGGCAUUUCCUCCUGCAGUUCCCGUUCAUGUAUUGAAGUGUUUGCACUUUAAAAUCGCUGCAGGAAUCUAAGAGCGAUGUGUGGGGCCCGCUUCCAGAACGGGCAAAUCUGCGUCAACCAGGCUGGCAUUGGGACCACAACACAGGUCGGUGUUGAAAGCUCCCCGACGUUCCCUGGGGGAGAGGAUGACACCCGUGUUCAUGAGUGAGACCCCCCCUGCCCUGAAGGCGGUUCCUCAGUGGUGACACAGGUCCUGGGCCACUCGGGGGAGACUGUGGGGAAGGUGGCACCGACACCCGCCACCUCGGUGGCCCUGGAGCCCAGGGGAUGCCUCUAAAGGUGCUCUCACCGCGCCCUGAGAUUUCUGUUGACUUGGUUUGGGGGCGGGGCGUCCAGAGGCUCGGACGGAGGGGAGUGUGGCCCGCAUUGGGAGUGUACGUGACAGCCUCUCUGGGCGGUCGUGUUGAUUCGGUGGAUGCCCACCCCUCCGCCCGCCCGAGGCUUCCCGCUCUGCAGGUGCCCCGUGAUCAGAAUCCCUGUGGAGCUUUCUCAACACGCAGACCGGGGCCCGCCCGGUUUCUGGUCAGCAGGCCUGGCACAAGCCAGAGAAUCUGCACUUCUGGCAAGUUCCCAGGCGAUGCCGACGCUGCCUGGAAGCUGUCCUGUCCCCCCCUCCCCCCCUCCCCACCCCCAGAGCUUUGCCAUAAGCCGUGCUGAUUCUUAUCCCCUAAACUCCCGGAUCUGCACUUUGCUCCAGCCCCCAAACGCUGACCCCAGCCCAGGCCUCCAUCAUCCCUGGCCUGGUUGACCCCUCAACCUCUCUGCUGUUCCCUGGCUCUGGCUUUUUUCCUCAGUGGAACCAGGAGGGCUUUCUGAAAACAUACCUCUGGUUAUGUUGUGUCCCAGUUGAAAAGGCCUUUCUGUGGCAUCUCAUGCUCAUAGAAUUAAGAACAAAGCACAUUACGUGACCUUCAACACCCAGCGCGCCCACACUCGGCCUGCUGGGACCACGUUCCCCUCCGUGUCCGGGCCCCUUUCCAUCUCCAGCCCUGGUGUCUGGCUGACCCUUUCUCACCCCAGGCCACAGGGAAGCUAAGUUUCUCCGACCCCCAGGCCCUCCCACUGACGAGAUUCUUUCGUGUAAAGCCCGUGUAUUUAUCUGUGAGGUUGUCCUAUGAAUUCCCGUCUCCUAAUCUGCGAGCGCACGGGGACAGGAGCCCGGUUUCAUUCGCCUCCGUCUGCUCCCCCAGCACACAGCAGACACAGAUGCGUUUUCUGUUGCUGCAUAACCAGUCACCACACUCUCAGCAGCUGAAAACACAACUUGUCUGUGAGGUGCUGGGUUCUCUGCCCAGCACCACCCAGGGUGACGUCAAGGGGUCAACCAGCUCGGACCCUUAUCUGGAGGCCCGGGGGGAUAUCUGGCUUCAGGUUCAUGCAGGUUGUUGGCAGAAUCCAGUUCUGUGUGGUAGUUGGGAUGAGAUCCCCAUUUCUUUGUUGGCUGUCUUCUGAGGUCGCCCUCAGCUCCUAGCGGCCAAUCUCUGGACCCUGCACAUGGACCCUGUGUCUCUAAAGCCAGAGACGGUGCUUUCCACCUUUCGUUGCUUGAUCGAGAGUCUCUCUAACCUCUGCCUCCACUGCCAGCUGAAGAAAACUCUCUGCCUUCAAAAGGCUCCUGUGGUUGGAGUAAACGGUCCCAGAUAAUCUCCCUUUUUCCAUGUGACAUAAUAUAAUCACAAGGGAUGCCUCAUCAUGUUUAUAAGUUUUUUAGGAUUAUAUAAGGGUGAGAAUUAUUGGGGGCAGUUCGAAUUCUGCUAAACGUAGGAAUGAAAUGAGUAUUGGGGGGGGGAUGUAUACAUGGAUGGCUGGACAGAUGGGUGGGUAAUUGGAUGGGUAGAUGGAUGGAUGGCUGGUGGAUGGGUGAGUGAUUGGGUGGGUGGAUGGGUACAUGGGUAGGUGGAUGGGUAGUGGGUGGAUGGAUAGAUAGAUGGAUGGAUGGGUGGGUAGGUAGAUGGAUGGAUGGGUGGAUGGGUGGAUGGGUGGAUGGGUGGGUGG
Messenger RNA from Neofelis nebulosa (Clouded leopard), 8984 nucleotides. RefSeq lists its product as uncharacterized. The record is from RefSeq and is a predicted model, not a curated record. The transcript is spliced from 2 exons. Lineage: Eukaryota; Metazoa; Chordata; Mammalia; Carnivora; Felidae. The coding region runs from base 3461 to 4495 and encodes 344 amino acids.